AUGUCGACUUUUUUACCCGAAUGUUCAAUUUCGCCAAAUUUACUUACAAUAAUCAUAACAACUUCGCCUGUUCCGUCAGCUCCAUCGCCUGGUCUGAUUAAGAAUACUCUUGCUUCAUUACCAGAUUCAUUAUCAGAGGUUCCUAUUGUCAUUACUUUUGAUAAUUUUACUGUUGCCUUACACAAGCGUAGUAGAUUGAAGAAAGGAUGUGUCACGCAGGACCUAGCGGAUCGGUAUCCUGCUUAUAUUGAAAAUGUUCGCAAACUAUUCGGCGAUGUUGCUUGUUCAUCUGAUGAUCCGACAUGCUCGAUCUCAUCUAGCUUAAAUCGUGAUGUAACCUUCCUCGUAUUGAAAAAACGAAAUGGAUUUGCUUUCUGUAUCAAAGCUGCAUUAGAUUACGUGAAAACACCAUAUGUUAUGAUUGUUCAGCACGAUUGGCUGUUUAUAUUUCAUCCACCAAUAUCUCAUCUCUUGUCAAUUUUACAAACCGAAGAUGAAGUACAAUAUAUUGCUUUCCUCUCACGCAUGUCACUAAAUUACGAAACCAGCAAAUGUCAUACACAUCGCUACUAUCAGCAUAUAUUCUCUCAAGCUCGAAAUCUUCGAUCAGAUCGCCCCUUGAGCAAUGAUUUAGUAGCUUGUUUACACUGGUUUGAUAGACCACAUCUAUGUUCUGUCGAAACUUAUCGCCAAAUUUUUGCCAUGCCAAUGCUGAAACGAGGAGAUUUCAUUGAAGACACUUUCGGAACAGCGUACAUGCAAAGCAUGAGGGAUGCACCUACUAAAGAAGCUGCAUUUGAAAAAUGGAAAAAAUGGGGUGCUUGGAUGUUUUAUUCGGGUAAUGGCAAGAAGGUCACUGUUGGUCAUCAACAUGGUAGAAUGAAUUUAUUGGGUGAAAGACAAGAGGAAAGAAUAAAGAGCAUGAUUAAAUUGAAUAUGCAGAAUCAUGCUGCUUUGGCUGGUGAGGAGAAUGGAAUUUUGAGUGAGACGAAUAAUUUUAUUGGUGGAUUCAGUGUUGAUAUUGAGCAGGGCGAUUUUACUUUGUUUUUUAAAUAA
Molecule: messenger RNA, 1056 nt
Organism: Rotaria socialis
Lineage: Eukaryota; Metazoa; Rotifera; Eurotatoria; Philodinida; Philodinidae
Source: the annotation of a GenBank genome assembly